This is a messenger RNA of Acanthopagrus latus (yellowfin seabream), 1644 nucleotides long. RefSeq names its product polymerase (RNA) III (DNA directed) polypeptide D (gene polr3d). Bases 158 to 1315 code for a protein of 385 amino acids. Gene Ontology annotation, biological process: transcription by RNA polymerase III. Lineage: Eukaryota; Metazoa; Chordata; Actinopteri; Spariformes; Sparidae. Gene Ontology annotation, cellular component: RNA polymerase III complex. The transcript is spliced from 9 exons. Gene Ontology annotation, molecular function: DNA binding. The record is from RefSeq and is a predicted model, not a curated record.
GUCAACACACCAGUUGAUGACACUGCGGAAGUGUCAUGGCGCCGCCCGUCCUGCCGUGUCAGAAACAGCACUAGCGCAAAACAACUUGUGAUGACUCUUCUGUCGCGCGUUUGGGAUCAAUAUCUAACCAGGACGUCCGAGGAAUCAUAACGGUAGGAUGGCAGAUUCGGGCUCUGGUGACCCCAGUGGUCAACGUGCAUCGACCCCUGGAGGUAGCACUGCAGGGCUGCUGACGGGCCGCCGGCCAACAGCCAUAUCUCAGGGCCGUCUCCCCACCAUGCGGUCUAGGGAGCUCACCCUGGGAGGAGUGAAGAAGAAAACUUUCACACCCAACAUUAUUGGACGAAAAGUCAAAGAGGAAGCGAAGGUCGACGGGCACAGGAGAGAAAGGAGAGAUGGAGAGCGAGGUCGCGGCCCGAGAGAGCGAGGCAGGGGCCGGGGUCGCCCAGAGGUCAUCCAGUCCCACUCUAUUUUUGAACAGGGGCCCGCGGAGAUGGCGAUGAAAAAGAGAGCCGGUUAUGAAAACGAGAGAGAUGCUCCGAGCGUGGGACCCUCACCCAUCAUCAAUAUUAAGAAGGAGAAGAGGGAGACUGAGGAGGAGACCAAAGAGAUUCUGCGCAGUCUGGAGAGAGAUAAUUUCAUAGACGAUCCCUUCCUGAGGAGCGAGCAGAGGAGCUGCCCUGUCCAGCUCCCUCUUGCUGUGUCAGGAUGGGGCUUCAAGGAGGAGUUUAGCACAGCUGAUGUUAAAAUUGAAAAAGUAGAAGAGGAUGCUGAGCCCAUGGACUCUGCUGUAGAAGUGAAAAAGGAGCCAGAGGAAACUGAAAUUAAAAAGACGGAGGCAACUUUCAAGCCUCCGCCUCUCCCCGAGCCUGAAGUUCUUCCUGACCUGCUGCAUAAAUGGAGUCUGAGCAAAGGAGAGGAGCUGUUCUUCAUGCAGCUGCCCGACUCGCUGCCCGGCCAGCCGCCUACUGUGGAGCACAAGCCAGUGAAGACAGAGGUUCAGGCAGAAGACGGACAGUCUGUGCUGCUGAAAACAGAAACACAGGAGCAGGAAGCUGAAGAGAACAACUGCAAUCUGAAGGACCUGCGGGAGGGUCUCAUGGGAAAGAUGCUGGUGAGGAAGUCUGGCCGAGUACAGCUCAUACUGGGACAGGUGACACUCGACGUGUCUCUAGGAACAACAUGCUCUUUCCUCCAGGAGCUGGUCUCUAUUGGUACAGAGGGAAGAGCAGGCGACAUGUCCGUGUUGGGGAACGUCAAACACAAGAUGGUUUGCUCCCCAGACUUCGAGGCUCUACUGGAGAGCUGUUCUUGAUGUUCAUCAGAGCAGUGGAGACCUGAGCAUCCUCGGGUCUGACAGGUGGAUGCACUUGUGUUGUGUCGUGAUGUUUACCCUUACUAUGGACUGUCCCUGGAACCUGACGUGUUAUACAAGAAUGAUGGCGUGCAGACUUGCUGUAAUGACAUAUUGAAAUACACUAUCUAUGAAAUAUACAUUUAUUUUCUUCUUGUGGAGCAGGCAUGUUAAUUGAUUCAGGGUUCAAAGGUUGAAAGCUGUGCCAAAUAUAAGUGCUGUUGAAAUUACUUGACACGACUGUACAUGGAUGUAAAUGUGUGAAUAAAAAAGUUUUUGUUAUUUCAGUA